UCAUCACGAGGAAGGACCUUAUGAUCAGGGACAGGUGUAAUUCCGGCAAGCUAUCAUAGCUCAUAUCUUCCCCUGAAGAGACCGUUGAGCUGAUAUAGAAUUUACGUUGGUCCCCCCCGGUGAUUCAUCAGGACAACUUGCUCGCUAUGUACACUCUCAACAUCGUCCACACGAUAGACAUCAAGAUCACUCAGGCGCUCUCCGUUACCGCCGCCGCAACACCUGCGCCAAAUGAAUCGUCCAGCCAGCUUUCUCAGGCUGCAGGGCAGACAUAUGGCGACGUUUCUGCAGCUAUCGCGUUACUGCGCGCUUACAGUCCUGUCGCCGGGGAUCACUUCUACACGACCGAUGCAGUCGAGAUGGCAAACGCAACCGCCAACCUAGGCUACUCGUCUGAAGGCACGGCCUGCCAUGUUCUUGCGUCCGCUGUUGGCGAGGCCAUUCCGCUCUAUCGCAUGUAUAGUCCAAGCUCAAGGGACCACUUCUACACCAUGUCCAAGGAGGAGGCGGACAAUGCCGCGAAGAACUACAGAUAUAUCAACGAAGGCAUCACCGCAUAUGUCUGGCCUUCACAGAACUAUAGCAGCGUCCCGCUCUACCGCAUGUACAGUCGCAGAGCUGCCGAUCACUUCUAUACAACGUCGAAGAGCGAGCGAGACAAUGCCAUCACUAACUUGGGAUAUGUGGACGAAGGCAUUGUGUGCUACGUAAAUUUAUGAAUGAGUCCUAGGCACGCUACAAAUUUCGUACUUCACAAUACUUUUCUUUCGAGUCUUUUGGUCUGCUGUUCCGGCAGUUGUUCGGUUCUUAAUUUGGUUCCUGCAAUGAAUCAUGGCACGCUUGCGUCAUCUUUGCAUAAACUUAGUUAUCAGUUACUAAUUCUAAGAUUCAGGAAUCAGCAGUCACAAAAAGCUGUGCCGGACAUGACGAUCUUUUCUCCCGGUACAAUGUGUACACGCUGCC
This is a messenger RNA of Laetiporus sulphureus 93-53, 963 nucleotides long. RefSeq lists its product as uncharacterized. The coding region runs from base 147 to 719 and encodes 190 amino acids. Lineage: Eukaryota; Fungi; Basidiomycota; Agaricomycetes; Polyporales; Laetiporaceae. The record is from RefSeq and is a predicted model, not a curated record. The transcript is spliced from 3 exons.